Zea mays is the source of this 820-nucleotide messenger RNA. RefSeq names its product delta zein (gene dzs18). The coding region runs from base 74 to 709 and encodes 211 amino acids. The transcript has a single exon. The record is from RefSeq and is marked validated. Lineage: Eukaryota; Viridiplantae; Streptophyta; Magnoliopsida; Poales; Poaceae.
AUAAAUAGGACCUAGACGAUCAAUCGCAAUCGCAUAUCCACUAUUCUCUAGGAAGCAAGGGAAUCACAUCGCCAUGGCAGCCAAGAUGUUUGCAUUGUUUGCGCUCCUAGCUCUUUGUGCAACCGCCACUAGUGCUACCCAUAUCCCAGGGCACUUGUCACCACUACUGAUGCCAUUGGCUACCAUGAACCCAUGGAUGCAGUACUGCAUGAAGCAACAGGGGGUUGCCAACUUGCUAGCGUGGCCGACCCUGAUGCUGCAGCAACUGUUGGCCUCACCGCUUCAGCCGUGCCAGAUGCCAAUGAUGAUGCCAGGUAUGAUGCCACCGAUGACAAUGAUGCCGAUGCCGAAUAUGAUGCCAUCGAUGAUGGUGCCGACUAUGAUGUCACCAAUAACGAUAGCUAGUAUGAUGCCACCGAUGAUGAUGCCAAACAUGGUUUCACCAAUGAUGAUGCCGAGUAUGAUGCCUUCGACGAUGACGCCGAGUAUGAUGCCACCGAUAAUGAUGCCAAGUAUGAUACCACCGAUGAUGAUGCCGAGCAUGGUGUCAUCAAUGAUAAUGCCAAACAUGAUGACAGUGCCACAAUGUUACUCUGAUUCCAUCUCGCACAUUAUACAACAACAACAAUUACCAUUCAUGUUCAGCCCCACAGCCGUGGCGAUCUCACCCAUGUUUUUACAGCAGCCCUUUGUUGGUGCUGCAUUCUAGAUAUAAGCAUUUGUGUUGUACCCAAUAAUGAAGUCGGCAUGCCAUCGCAUGCGACUCAUUGUUUAGGAAUAAAACAAGCUAAUAAUGACUUUUCUCUCAUUAUAAUGUAUA